Molecule: messenger RNA, 1128 nt
Organism: Anisakis simplex (herring worm)
Lineage: Eukaryota; Metazoa; Nematoda; Chromadorea; Rhabditida; Anisakidae
Source: the annotation of a GenBank genome assembly
AUGUCUGGUGGAGGUGUUAAGAAUCGUCGUAUCUCGUUGGGCUCACCGAAAGAUUUAAAAGAAGUUCACUUCUUUGAAGAAGAGUCCAUCCCAGAUGUACCAUCGAAAGGUGCACGUUUAAAUGGGGAAACGUUUCAUCAAAUUAAGGUGUGCUAUGCGGGAGUGUGCUUAACUGAUCGUGAAGUUACGAAUACAAAACAAGCACGAAUUACAAAUGGUAUCAAAGAUACAUCGCUUUUCCCAGGUUACGAAGUUUCGGGAGUAGUUGAAGCUUUCGGCGACGAGACAAAUCCGACAGAAUUCGAUCUGAAAAUUGGUGAUAAGGUGAUCGUAUGGCCAACGGAUGAGAUGUGUCAACACGGUUAUGCGGACUUUGUCACUGUUCCAAGUCUGCAGUUUCUCAUCAAAAUUCCCGAGACACUUUCUAUGCAUGUCGCGUCGAUUCUACCAGCAGGUGCCACUUGGGCGCUCUCUGCAGUUAUUCAGGCAAGACCAAUUGUGGAAGCAUUCUCGCAGUCAAAAGGCUUUUGCAAUAUACUGAUUGUCGGGGCUGGUGGUCUGGGUUUGUGGUUGUUGAAGUUGGCCAAACAUUUCCUUUCUGGACAUCAAGACAGGAAAAUCAAGAUAAUGGUUGCGGAUGCACGUGAAGAGCGUUUAUGUUUGGCUGAAAGAAAUGGUGCGGAUUUCGUUGUUCAUUGGGAUGAUUCAGAAUUCGAGGAAUAUCUUAUAAUGCGGACAAAAGAUGUGGCCAGAACGGGCGUUCAGGUGGUAUUUGAUUUUGUCACAUCGCCACGUACUGUUACACGUUCACUGAAAUGUCUUGCUGAGGGCGGUGUUCUAUUUGUGGGUGGUCUUUCCGGUCUAGACGUUCAACUGCCAAUCAAGCUGGUCGCACGUAAUCGUCUCGCGAUAAUGGGUGUUACGCGCGGUUCUAUCGAGCAACUGAAGAAUUUGGUUUGUCUCAUUGCCGGCGGUCAGAUUGAUGCACCUGACUACAGAGUCUAUCCGGUCAAUCAAGCUUCACAGGUACUGAAACAGCUGAGUAUGUCAGAAGUGGAAGGUCGCGCUAUCUUAGAGGUGUGCGAUCCGAACACAGCACUUCAACCAAACGCGACUGAAACGCACUGA